This is a messenger RNA of Dermacentor albipictus, 823 nucleotides long. RefSeq lists its product as uncharacterized. The record is from RefSeq and is a predicted model, not a curated record. NCBI's taxonomy places the organism in Eukaryota, Metazoa, Arthropoda, Arachnida, Ixodida, Ixodidae.
UGGCGUUCAUGGAGGGCCAUCCCUACCUUGUGCGGGCAUCGUGCGCACUCACACAGGAGUGCACGGUGGAGCGGAGGCGGCAGCUUUGGAGUGAGCUCGCCGCCCUGCUGAACACAGAGGGCCUGGCCGCCAAGACAGCCGAACAGUGGCAGGUGUUUUGGCGGAAGGAAGUAUUUCUUUCCCGCCGAGGUGCCGCCGCAGCUUCCGCAAGGUAAAGCGGCACGGGUGGUGGCCGUCUGCCCGGCCUUCGUGGCCGUGUCAUCGCCUUAGUGGGCACCUCCACGGUGACCGGAGUGUGCGAGGCCUUCUACCAACCGCUCGACGAGCCCGCCAUGGAGGUGACCGUACAAUCUGUGGGCACCACCGCUGGAACAAGUGGCCUUUCACCUGAAGGAGCACUGCAGCAGCCAGGAGUGGUCCCUGUUGAGCCACUGCCCCGAAGCCCUCCAGCCACUGCACAGCCUGCAGCUGGCCCUGGCGGAGUGAGAACCAGCUACCAGCCCCGGGUGCAGCGCCGGUCUCGAGGCCCUCGCCGGUUGUCCCACCGGGACGCCUUGGUCGAACGGCUCGCGGAUGACUACGCCAGAACCGUCGCACAGAACGACGAGACAAACGAACUCCUUCAUGGUAUCCGCCAGGGCGUAGACCGGCUGGCUGCAGCUACUGAGCGGGUCGUGGCUGCUGUGGAGCGGCAGGCUGACCAAGUAGCGGAGGCACUGCGGCCAGUGGGGCAGCUUUCGCAGCUCUUGGGCCAGCUAAUGCAGGAGGCAGUAGCUGCAAGGAGGGAAUAGACAAUUUGAAGUUUUACUAUUUAUUACUUGUA